AUGAAGGACUAUUUCCCCGUCUCAAUGCCCCGGUACGGUCGGUAUUCCCAGAGACUGAGAGCAUCGCGCACCGUGCGCUUCCCCAAUGACGUCGUCUUUCAGGACCACAUCAGGCAGGGGGACCUGGAGCAGGUGGGCAGGUUCAUACGUGCCAGGAAGGUCGCUCUGGACACCAUCUACCCGUCUGGCAUGGCAGCCCUCCACGAGGCUGUGCUUACCGGGAACUUGGACUGCGUCAAGCUCCUCGUUAAGUACGGCGCCGACAUCCACCAGAAGGACGAGAACGGGUGGACGCCCCUGCACAUGGCCUGCAGCGACGGCUACGCUGACAUAGCCCGGUACCUCAUGUCCCUGGGGGCCAGCCCCGAGGCCACCACGGACGCCGGGGAGAAGCCCUCGGACCUCAUCGACCCCGAGUACAGCGAGCUGCUGCAGCUCUUCCAGGCCGCCACCAUGGACUGA
Molecule: messenger RNA, 462 nt
Organism: Cygnus atratus (black swan)
Lineage: Eukaryota; Metazoa; Chordata; Aves; Anseriformes; Anatidae
Gene: PPP1R27
Product: protein phosphatase 1 regulatory subunit 27
Exons: 3
Coding region: 1-462 (153 amino acids)
Molecular function (GO): phosphatase binding
Source: RefSeq, a predicted model, not a curated record